This is a messenger RNA of Fusarium coffeatum, 1773 nucleotides long. RefSeq lists its product as uncharacterized. Gene Ontology annotation, biological process: transmembrane transport. Bases 1 to 1773 code for a protein of 590 amino acids. The transcript is spliced from 3 exons. NCBI's taxonomy places the organism in Eukaryota, Fungi, Ascomycota, Sordariomycetes, Hypocreales, Nectriaceae. The record is from RefSeq and is a predicted model, not a curated record. Gene Ontology annotation, molecular function: transmembrane transporter activity.
AUGCCUUUGACUGAGAAGACACACUCUGGUCUUCCAGAACGCAAGUCAAUCAACUCGCUCUCAUCAGCCGAACCACAGAUCCCCUACAGCUCUAAGCAAGAAGAAAACCCUGAGUCGAGUCAGAAUGUUCAGCAACCAUCUUCAAGCACUCGUGAACCUGAGAGUCCAGCGCCUCAAGGCCCAGUCGUUGACCAGGAAGCAUUGGAAAACUACAAACCAAAAACACUCAAGUUCUGGCUCAUCAUUGUCUCGGUCUUCUCUGCCAUGUUACUAGUUGCUUUGGAUCGCACAAUCAUUGCAACCGCCAUCCCCGAGAUCACAAACGACUUUCAGAGUCUUGGAGAUAUAGGAUGGUAUGGUUCUGCCUACAUGCUUACCACCGCUGCCUUUCAGCUCAUCUUUGGGCGCAUUUACCGUUUCUAUGACUUGAGAAAAACAUUUCUUGCCUGCAUCUUGACUUUCGAGAUUGGCUCUGCCAUCUGUGGAGCUGCACCCAGCUCUGUUGCCUUUAUUGUUGGGCGAGCUAUUGCUGGAGUUGGCGCCGCAGGAAUCAUGACUGGCUCGAUGAUGUCUAUCGUGCCCUUGGUGCCUCUUCAUAAACGACCUCUCUUCCAAUCAAUGUUUGGUAUGGUCUUUGGAGUCUCUUCAGUUGCUGGGCCUCUAAUCGGCGGAGCUUUUACCCAGCAUGCCACUUGGAGAUGGUGCUUUUACAUGAAUCUCCCUGUUGGCGCCGUGGCCUCCGUCUUUCUCUUCUUCUUUCACACCAUGUCGAAAAAGAAGCACGAGUCUGUCCCUGCCCUCGAGCAUAUCACCCGCCUCGACCCGCUUGGAACCUUCUUCUUCGUCCCUUCGAUGGUUUGCCUUAUCCUUGCACUUCAGUGGGGAGGCUCAACUUAUGCUUGGAGCAGCUGGCGACUUAUUGUGCUCUUUGUUAUCUUUGGCUUCACACUCAUUGCCUUCGCUAUCGUGCAGGUCAAGAUGCCAAAGACGGCAACCAUUCCUGUCAAGGUAAUUACCCAACGAACAAUGCUGGCAUGCGCUUGGAUCUCGUUGUUCGUUGGUGGUGGCAUGAUGGUCGUUGUGUACUAUCUUCCUCUAUGGUUCCAGGCUACAAAGGGUGUCAGCCCAGUUGACUCGGGCGUCUACACCAUUCCUCUCGUGCUCAGCCUUGUAGUAGCCAGUAUCAUCUCUGCUGCUUUUACCCAAAGGAUUGGCUACUAUGUUCCUUCCAUGAUAAUCUGCCCCUGCAUCAUGUCUAUCGGACAGGGCCUCUUAACAACCUUUAAGCCAGACACCGGUUCAUCUCAGUGGAUCGCCUACCAGUUUUUGGUCGGGUUUGGUCUGGGUCUUGGAAUGCAGAGCGGUGGUCUCGCAAUCCAGGCAACGCUUCCCAAGGAGGAAGUUCCUACUGGUCUCUCCAUCACCUUUUUCGCUCAACAACUUGGCGGUGCUAUCUUUGUUUCUGUUGGCCAAACUAUCCUCAGCGGACGUCUCGUCGAACGACUGUCGGGUGUUCCUGGACUUGCCUCCAAGAAUCUUGUUGAGACUGGUGCCACAGAGCUCAAGAAGAUAGUGCCAUCCGAGUAUGUCCCCAAAGUGGCAGAGGCCUACAACUACGCCAUCACCCGCAUUUUCUACGUUGGUGUGGCAUUGGCGUUGGGUCAACUGGUCUGCGCAUUAUGUGUAGAAUGGAGGAAUAUCAAGCCAAAGAAGGCUGAGUCAUCGCCAGAGACUGGUAAUGCUCAGCAGGAGCAAAAGGCAGAGGAGUCAUGA